GUCGCGGUGAUUAGGUGAGCGGAGUGGGCGUGCGUCUGGAGAGGAUCGGAGUGGGAGAAGGCGAGAGGACGCAGCGGAGGAACUGACGGAGCACUAAUGAGAUCCUGCCCAGCCAGAGUCACAGGGAUGCAAUUUUAACUUACAGUGGUUGAGCAUUCAUAUUCGGCUUAGUUAUCGAAAUCCUGGACUGCGCUUCAACCAGACUUUAGUGGAUUAUUGCUCUUGUAACGAUGGGCUUGAAGCGACUACGCGUAAAGACGCCGGGGACAGCAGCCUUUCUCGUCCGCUCGUCUGUCUGUAUCCUCGGGCUUUUGGCCACUUUCUCCCGGCCUGUGUGCGAGGCGUUCAACCUGGACGUGGAGAACCCAGCUGUUUACAGCGGACCCGAGGGGAGCAACUUCGGAUAUGCCGUUGACUUUUAUUUGUCUAAAUCUGCCAGCGCAAGUGUGGUUAUCGGAGCCCCCAAGGCAAACACGAGCCAGAGCAACGUCAUAGAGGGAGGGUCGGUGUUCUACUGUCCGUGGAGCGUUAGCCGGUCGGACUGUCACACUAUUGAAUUUGAUCCAGAAGGAGACCGCACUACCCUGCUUAAUAACACACAACACCAGGUUGAUUUCAAGUCCCACCAGUGGUUUGGCGCCACAGUGCGAUCUCACGGUGACACAAUUCUGGCUUGCGCCCCUCUUUACUACUGGCGGACUGAAAAGGACGUGCCCCAUUCUGAUGCUACGGGAACCUGCUACCUCUCAGUCCAGAACUUCACCAAAUUUGUGGAGUAUGCUCCCUGUCGGACAGAACUCAGUGGUCCGGAGGGACAGGGUUACUGUCAGGGAGGAUUCAGCGCUGACUUUACAACGGAUGGCAGAGUGGUUCUGGGUGGACCUGGCAGCUACUUCUGGCAGGGUCAGGUGAUCUCUGCAGCUAAGGAAGACAUUAUCAGCGCCUACUAUCCAGGCUAUUUUAUGCAGGCAGUGGAGCGUCAAGUUCAGACCAAACAGGUCCAGGCUGCACAAGAUGACAGCUACCAAGGCUACUCUGUUGCUGUUGGGGAGUUCAGUGGUGAUCAGACUGAAGAUUUUGUUGCUGGUGUUCCAAAGGGACUCCUGCUUUAUGGCUUGGUGACCAUUUUGAACGGUUCAGAUCUGACCACCAUGAUGAAUUUCACUGGUGAGCAGAUGGGGUCGUAUUUUGGCUAUGCACUGGCAACGACUGACAUCAACAGUGAUGGGAUGAUCGAUCUGUUGGUGGGAGCUCCCAUGUUCAUGGUCCGAGGCUCUGAUGGUCGUCUGGAAGAGAUGGGACGGGUCUAUGUCUACCUACAGCGCAGCCCCUUAAACCUGGAGAUCCAAAAACCUAACCUGACAGGCACCGAGGUGUUUGGGAGAUUUGGCAGCACCAUCGCGCCCCUGGGAGACUUGGACCAGGAUGGUUUCAAUGAUGUUGCUAUAAGCUGUCCAUUUGGAGGUGAUGAUAAGCAGGGUCUGGUCUACAUCUACAAUGGACACUCAGAAGGCCUCAGGGAAAAGCCAUCUCAGGUCAUCGUAGGCCAGUGGGCUGCUGUUGCUUUUCCUGCCAGCUUUGGGUUUGCCCUCAGAGGAGCUCAAGACCUGGACAUGAAUGGAUACCCUGAUCUCAUUGUCGGAGCCUUUGGUGUUAACAAGGCAGUUCUCUAUAGAUCCCGGCCAAUUGUCAGCACCAGCGUCUCCCUCACAGUUUCGCCCUCAAUGAUCAACCCAGAAGAGAAGGCCUGCGUGAUAACCAACGGAAACUCCAGCAUUCAUGUUUCCUGCGUCAAUCUAAGUUACUGCAUAUUGGCUGACGGGAAACACCUACCGGCCGAUCUAGACUUUCAGGUGGAGGUGAAGCUCGACAGCCACAAGCACAAGCAGAAAGGUGCCGUGAAGAGGGCUCUGUUCUUGGAUUCCCAGCAGCCUUUGCUCCAAAAACGUAUGAGGGUUCGCCACGGGGCGCGUCUGUGCGACCACACAAAGAUUUAUCUAAGAGAUGAGAAAGAAUUCAGGGAUAAACUCUCCUCCAUUUUUGUGGCCUUGAACUUCAGCUUGGACCCAGAAGCUGCCGCCGACUCCCACGGCCUGCGGCCCAUCCUCAACUACAAGACCACCAGCGUUAUCGAGCAGAAGGCUCAGAUUCUGCUGGACUGCGGCGAGGACAACAUCUGUGUUCCUGACUUGAAGCUGACCGUCCACAGUGACAGGAAGGAAGUCUACCUCGGCGAUGACAACUCGCUGACCUUAACUUUCAACGCUAGGAAUGAGGGGGAGGGAGGAGCGUACGAGGCAGAGCUGUAUGUGGCUUUGCCCCCUGAGGCAGAUUACAGCGGUAUUGCUCGUAACAACGAGAGCCUCACUCAGCUCACCUGCAGCUACGAGACUGAGAACCAGACCCGGUAUCUCAGCUGUGAUCUGGGCAACCCUAUGAAGGCCGGCACCAACCUCUGGGCGGGUCUCCGUUUCACGGUGCCUCGUCUAAAGGACACACACAAAACCGUCCAGUUUUACCUCCAGAUACGCAGUAAAAAUGAGAAUAACUCCCAAAGUGAAGUUGUCUACUACAACCCAGAGGUGGUGGUCCAGGCUGAUGUCAUUCUUCAGGGUGUGUCUCGACCAGAUAAGGUCUUCUUUCCACCGGCCAACUGGAAAGUGCCCAAAACCGACGGGGCGGAGCAGGAUGUAGGGCCUGCCGUGGAACACAUUUAUGAGCUUGUCAACAACGGCCCCAGCCGGAUCAGCGGCACCUCGCUGGAGCUGCGCUGCCCGCUCGUCAUCCAGGGUCACCCCCUCCUCUACCCUCUCGAGUUCUCCACCGAAGGUCCCGUCAACUGCACCGCGGACAAAAGCCUGAACCACCUUAAACUCAGACUGCAGAGCACAUCCACAGAGUCCCCCGUUCUGGCACUGAGGGCCGAUGAGCAUCAUGUUGAGAAGAGGAAUGUCCAGAAGAACCAGCUCGCUGAUUUGACUAACCUGUCUUGCUCCAACGCGGAGUGCUGGAAGCUGCAGUGCAACGUGGGUCUCCUGGAGAAGGGAACCACCGCAAUCCUGAAAAUGCGCUCCCGCGUCUGGGCCAAGACCUUCACUGAGAGAGCUUACAAGCAAUAUGUGUUGGAGUGCCUGGCUGAAUUCAAAGUAAUGAAGAUGCCAUAUGCAAUUCUUCCCAAACACUAUCCAAGCGGUCAGAAAAAGGUGGUGACCCCAGUGGUUUGGAACAAGCCGGACAUUGAGAACUCGGUCCCUCUGUGGAUCAUUGUCCUGGCCAUCCUCGCCGGUUUACUUCUCCUGGCUCUCCUUAUCUACGUCCUUUACAGGUUUGGCUUCUUCAAGCGAUCUCUACCUUACGGCACUGCCAUGGAGAAAGCGCAACUCAAACCACAGGCUGCCUCCGAGGCCUAACUGGCCGAGCGAACUACCAGAACCAAAAUAUUUGGCCAAACGAUUGCAAUGGAGAAACACAACGGAACAUGUGGCGUGGAUCAGAGUUGCGUGAACGAGAGACUACUGGAACUCCGCUGUGCUGCACUAGAGGAAGACAAAAACCCAAGGAUCUACAAGCCAAAUGAAUGUUUUCUUAAUUUAUGUCUUUGUUUUUUUUAUUCACUUUUGGGAUUGUGGUCAAAUAGAACUUAUCUCUGUGCCUAAAAACAAACCUUAGACUAUAGCAAAAAAAAAACAAAAAAAAAAACAAGCACACAGGCCGCCGUCGUCCUGUGCAUGCGGGAAUAUUUUGGGUUUACUUUUACAGAAAGCUUGUGAUGAAGACCUUUGGUAGUACCUGUUUUAUCUGCUUCAUAUUGGUGCUAAUGAUUGGAUAUGUUUGCUGCCUUCAACAAGAAACAACAGAAGAUUGUUUUUCGGCUUUCAGGUUUUAAGACCGAAUAGCAGGCUACAGGAAGCGCUGACGUUUAAAGACAUAGGUUAACCUGUUAAAAGGAAUUCUUUGGCCCUGCUACGUACACCGUAAACUGUGUGAGCUGUUGCUCUCCACACCCCGCCACUAUGCAACCCCUGAACAGGAA
This is a messenger RNA of Fundulus heteroclitus (mummichog), 4033 nucleotides long. It is a transcript of the gene itga5, whose product is annotated as integrin, alpha 5 (fibronectin receptor, alpha polypeptide). Gene Ontology annotation, cellular component: external side of plasma membrane; integrin complex. Gene Ontology annotation, molecular function: integrin binding. Gene Ontology annotation, biological process: cell-matrix adhesion; cell adhesion mediated by integrin; angiogenesis. Lineage: Eukaryota; Metazoa; Chordata; Actinopteri; Cyprinodontiformes; Fundulidae. The transcript is spliced from 30 exons. The record is from RefSeq and is a predicted model, not a curated record. Bases 231 to 3410 code for a protein of 1059 amino acids.